Tachysurus fulvidraco (yellow catfish) is the source of this 2961-nucleotide messenger RNA. RefSeq names its product family with sequence similarity 149 member A (gene fam149a). Bases 656 to 2611 code for a protein of 651 amino acids. Lineage: Eukaryota; Metazoa; Chordata; Actinopteri; Siluriformes; Bagridae. The transcript is spliced from 16 exons. The record is from RefSeq and is a predicted model, not a curated record.
GGACAUUUCUUGACAGACAAGCGACAGAAACGGACAGAACCAAUCAGAUACACGCAUUUACAGCUCAAACAGAGCUCAGUGAGUGACGCGUUGAGGGUAAGUUUUGACUUUAAGCGUCCUUAGCUACCUUUAUAUCUGAGUCUGCUGAUAAGACUCAUGAACACAGAUCUUUACAUGUGGAAACUUCUUAAAAGCAAGUGACAGUGAAGCACAUCAUAGUGCAGUGCUUUAGCUCCUUGACCACAAUUUCCGGCUCUAACUUUGAAAAGCAUCAGUUUAGCCGGACAUUUCCAAGAGGAAGAAGAUGAGGAAGGAGCCAGACACCAUGAAUUCGAGCCAUGACAACAGCCUGAGCUGUAGUACAGAAGAGUAGCACUGAGAGUAGCAAGCAAGAGCAUUGUUUGCUAAUGGACCACAGAUGACACGUGUGAAGGCUCCGACACAAGAGAAAGGAACUUGAGAGAGAUACAGCACAGCAGGGCAAAGACACAUUUCUGAGAAGGAUGAGACCGUCUUUAACCCUAGGGUUUGCUCUGACCUUUUCAAGCUGAGAGAGCAGACAGGUAAACGGAUCCUUCUUCAGACUGUGGAUGGACAGGUGAGGAUGCUGCCUGUAAAUGCAUUCUCUCCCCUGGCAUUAUACUGAGUGGCAUCCAUGAGUGCAUCAUUCGGUAGGUUUGGGUAUUCUUCUUCAGUACCCAGUUUACGCUCUCUGCCCAUUCACGUUUACACAGACUGCUACAGGACAAAGCAGUCCGGCAGGGACGUAGGGCUCAUUGUUAUUGGAAAAAAGCUUCUCCGUGAACCAAACAAAAACAGUUGUUCAGACCCUGUCCAACUCACCAGAAGUGCUAACAGAGGCCUAUCGAAUGACCAAAGUGGCUCAGUGUGUUCUCAGAGCUGCACUGGAGACUGUAGCCCAAUGAGCCUUCUCACAACAUGUUCACGUAGCGCUGGCUAUGCCACAGGCUUCUCCACCGAACACAGCUCUAUCUACUCCUGGAGACACGAUGAGUUCGACCGCGAGAAUACUCAGCAUGUACGACAGCUCUUUAGUGCCCUGGAUGAACUGCUGUAUGAAGGUAAAGUGUGCAGUAAAUCAGAGUCUCUGCGCAAGGAGUGUGAGGAGUGGAACACACACUCCCCUCACCUCAGGAUUUUAGGCAAACAGUUGGAGCCUCCAAAGCAAGAAGGAAUUCAGUAUGUGCACUGGAGACCCACUAGCACUAGGAUGGCAGUGUCUCCUCCAUACCUGGAUACAAGACACAACCACAGCGAGCUUUGUGUGGAGGGCCACAGUCUCGCUCCAGGAUCCUGGGCUGACUGCUCCGGGUUGACUAAUUCUGAACUAUCAUGCUCUCUAAUGCCACAAGAAGAGGAGAUCUACGAGUUAGAGGGCAGGAUAGAGGAGUUUCUAGCUUAUGAUAGGAGAGAAACGGACAACGAGGGAAUGGAUCAUAAGAUGACAUCAGCUGUUACCUCCUGGGAUGGUGUACCGCGUCUGUCCCCCAACGCCUGCAUCCGUGAUGCGGUGGGUGACGAGCUGUUUGAUGACGUAUGGCGGGAGGUAGUGAGCUUCCUGGAAGAGCUGUUACGCAAACACUGGGCGAAGCAACAUUCUGGCACAACAAAGAGAUGGACACUGGAGAGCUCAAGUCAAAUUUUUUGUGAACCUUCGUCACAUCUUCCUUCAAGAGGAAGUCACAUUUCUCAUAGCAAAGGCCCUAAUAGCAGGAGCAUGUUACUAUGGCCAACCACCUAUAAUGGGCAGGACUCAAAUGUCUUUAAGUCCAAUUUGAACGGUGUUAUGACAAUCCAAGCAAAGCCUUUGCAGCAGAGACAGCAAGGAUUUGGCGAAAGGUCAUUGUGUGACUCAGACGAAGGAAGCACCAUACUAACCAUGCUAAAGGCCCCAAGUGGAAUAAGCACACACUCUCACAAACCCUCUGGCCAGCGGAUUCUCCCCAGGAUCAGCGGCAGAGCUCUUCUGCGUCACAAUUUCCAAGGGCAAAGCUCGCUGCGAGGAACUAGACUAUCCACAGUCACUGAGGACCUGCUCUCGCCACCUGUGAGUGCAGUUCAGAACCACAGACUUCCUCUCAUCCAUUCUUCUGACUCUGUAGAGCAAGAUAAUAUUCCUGCUCUGAGACAUACACAGCUCAGGGGUCGGAUCAUAAGAGGUGGUGCAGUGCACCCAGUGUCCAGCCUUCCACCACUGAAAGAGCCUACUCUACUGCUGGAGUCCCUAUCUCGCCCCAACACCAAUCAUACGUUCAGAUCGGACACACCCAUGAAAAGCUCUUACACAGCCAUGGAUUUUGCCUUUAGUAUGAGGACAGGCAGAAACCUUUUCACUGGGAACUUUUCCAAAACAGGUGAAGGAACACCUAUGGGUGUAACAGGCUUCAGCAUGGGCAUCACUUCUUCUACAGCAAACAGUUUUUCUGACUGUGUUGCAACACCAAAGAGACGCACACAUCUUCCGUUUGCUUCUGAUGGGGACGGGGGGAAAAUUACUGUCCUUGGAUCAAUAGGUGCGCGGAAGGCACUGAGUCGGUUUCCGAUACAUGGGAAGAAGAAGUUUCAUGUGGUAAUGCCACAACCCAGUUAAAGACUGUUUACCCUGCUGAAGGACACGGCAAAGAGUGCAUCUCAUCAAUGGCUGACCGUGUGGAAGAACAAAAUACUUUGGUGCUUUACAGUGUAUAUUUUACUUGCACUAACAGAGCAUGUUGUUACAUGGCCACUUGCACUGUAAUUUUAUAAAAAAUAGGAAAUACACAGAUAUUAGAAAUUAUGCUGACAAAAUUUCAAAUUAACAUAUGGGUUAUCGUUUAUGUUUUCAAUUAUUUUGUAUAAGGAAUUACAUGCCUGUGUUAAAUGCCAAAUCAAUGUAUACAUGAAAAUUAAUGUAUGAUAUUAAUGUAUGAUAUUUAGUGCAAUAAAUAUAUUUUUAUUGUA